Orbicella faveolata is the source of this 827-nucleotide messenger RNA. Its product is annotated as dehydrogenase/reductase SDR family member 1-like. The record is from RefSeq and is a predicted model, not a curated record. Lineage: Eukaryota; Metazoa; Cnidaria; Anthozoa; Scleractinia; Merulinidae.
UUUAACCUUUCUCAGUACAGUUGUAUUUUGAUGGUAUGUUUCUUAUUUUCUUUUCCUGAAAGGUCCAAUUAUGUUGCUGCCUGGUACGCAGCCAAGAUGAUGGUUCCAGCAAAACAGGGGCUCAUUGUCAAUGUGUCAUCUUCUGGAGGAAUGCAUUACCUGUUCAAUGUUGCAUAUGGUGUUGGCAAAGCAGCAAAUGACAGAAUGGCCGCAGAUAUGGCUGUUGAACUACGGAAGCAGAAUGUGACAUGUGUUUCACUGUGGCCUGGGCCUGUAAGGACUGAACUGAUCCAAGAAUUGGUGCUUGACAAGGCUGCUGAGGGCGAAAAGCAAAGCAAAGCAGCUGGUAUUUUCAAGGAUGCUGAAGAUGUAACUUAUUCCGGCAAAGCUGUUGCUUGGCUUGCAGCAGAUCCCAACAUCAUGAAGAAGAGCGGUCGUAUUUUGAUCGUGGCUGAGUUGGCGAGAGAAUAUGGCUUCAAAGAUGUUGGAGGAGUUCAGCCAUUAUCCAUUCGCCAAGUCAAGUUUCACCUUCAGAGGACGUACCCUUCCAUGGCGUGGAUGGUGCCUGAGUUUGUUUAUGUUCCGGCCUGGCUAGUUGGAGCUGCUACUCACAAGCUUUAAUCACGUGAGAGGUCGAGAGGCACCACCGAAUGCGUGACACUUGCGUGACACACCAAAAUGGCUUGUGAUAAGAGAAUGAUGAAAACUGUCAUGAUGAGAUGUGAUGAUUGUAGAAUGUUUAAAUUAGAUAUAUAUUCAAAGAUAAGCAACUGUACUUUAAUGAUGAAACCAUGAAGAAUCAGGAAUAAAGUUUCAAUUACAUCUUU